Messenger RNA from Rhipicephalus sanguineus (brown dog tick), 974 nucleotides. RefSeq names its product monocarboxylate transporter 9-like. Gene Ontology annotation, molecular function: monocarboxylic acid transmembrane transporter activity. The transcript is spliced from 4 exons. The coding region runs from base 30 to 974 and encodes 314 amino acids. Gene Ontology annotation, biological process: transmembrane transport. The record is from RefSeq and is a predicted model, not a curated record. NCBI's taxonomy places the organism in Eukaryota, Metazoa, Arthropoda, Arachnida, Ixodida, Ixodidae.
AUGAAGCCCCAGAGAUAAAAGACCCUGCGAUGGCGCCGCCCAGCACUUUGCCAAAUGCAUCGGAAAUUGGGCCCGAUGGUUGCCGCAGCUGGUUCAUCGCCACGCUUUGCUUCCUGGUGAACCUGCUGUUUUCGUCAUUUUUCCGCUGCGGUGGACUUUUCUUCACUUCAAUGAUGAGCACGUACCAAGCUACAAGGGCGCAGGCCGCAAUGCCAUUGGGUGCCUACUGCGGCUUCGUCAAUCUUUCGGGUCUCGCGGCCGGCGCUCUGAUAUAUUCAUUCGGUAUGAGGAUAAGCGCUGCACUGGGCGGACUCCUCAUGUCAGCAGGCUGUCUGGCGUCAGCGUUUGCUACUGGAAUACCGUUCCUCGUUGUAUCCGUCGGAGUGGUCACAGGCUCCGGACAUGGAAUCCUGCUGUCCUGCAUUAUCGUCACUGUCAACGAGUACUUCGAUAGGAGACGCGGCACGGCCCUCGGUAUCAACAUGGCUGGUGCACCUGCAGCUUCCUUUAUAUUCCCUAAAGUUUUCGAUUACUGUCUCGCCGAGUACGGCCUACACGGAACGUUUGCCCUAGUGGGAGCACUGUUGUUAAACAUUGGACCGAUCAGCCUGUUUUUUCGUAAGCCACCGUGGAUCCAGGAAGAGCGGCCCAAAAUAUAUAAAGUCUCCAGGAGAGGAAGCAGUGAUGCGAACGAUCAACAAAGAAAAGAAGCAGCUGAUCAUUCUGGUUGCAUAGCAACGACUUUGCAACCUUUACUUGGCAGGAGCGACGACCGUGACGACUCUGUGCGUGAUAACGACAACAUUUUAUUUGCUGCAACAAGGAGGUCGACAAUAAUCAGGCUAUCAAGAGCGGGGUCUCCAGUAUUCUACCCGUCGGCGCAAGACCCACCGCACUCAACACAAGAAUCCACAGGAGCAGUUGACAACAUUGUCGGUGACUACCACAACGUGUUCUCCAAGAUCUCGGCCUGA